AUGAAUAACAUGCAGGUGGCUGUGCGCAAGUUGAAACGCAAAUUUUUCCGCUCACAAUCUUCUCUGACCAUCACUCAUCAAGAUUCCAUCUGCGAUCGAGAAUUUGAAGACAUUGACGAGAACCUGGUUUAUGUAAAGUUUUUUAAGUUUUACCGCACCUACGACAUUGUUCCGAUCAGUGCCAAAUUGGUCGUUUUCGACACUUUGCUUGCUGUCAAAAAAGCAUUUUUUGCUCUUCUUAGCAAUGGAGUUCGAGCCGCGCCACUUUGGGACAGCGCCCGGCACGCUUUUGUGGGCAUGCUCACCAUCACUGACUUUAUUCUCAUUCUCCGCACAUACUACAAUUCACCUGAUUUGCGCAUUGAAGAACUUGAAGAUCACAAGCUGGAUAUUUGGAGGAAUAUGCUCAAGGAGAAAAGUCGUCCCUUGGUGUCUAUUGGACCUGACGAAAGCCUUUUUAAUGCCAUCAAGACGUUGAUUCACAACAAGGUGCACCGUCUUCCGGUGAUUGACUCUGAAUCAGGCAAUGUUCUCUAUAUUCUUACACACAAGCGAAUCCUCAAGUUUCUCUUUCUCUACUACUAUAGUCGCCUUCCAAUGCCAUCGUAUCUAUAUAAAACACUGCGAGACUUGCCAACAAUUGGUACUUAUGAAAACAUUGCUGUAGCUACGCAAAAUAUGCCGCUCAUUCAGACGCUCAAUCUGAUGGUUGACAGACGAGUUUCGGCGCUUCCCAUUGUUGAUAAGAGAAACAAGGUUGUGGAGAUUUACGCCAAGUUUGACGUGAUUCACUUGGCGGCUGACAAAGCUUAUCAAAACUUGGACAUACCCGUCAAGAAGGCCCUCGAGUAUCGUUCCCACUCUGAGCGAAUCAUCAAAUGUACCAUGAACGAUACUUUGCACGCUGUUCUGGAGAAGAUUGUGCAAGCGGAGGUUCACCGAAUUAUCGUCGUCAACAAUGAUGAUCAUGUGAUUGGCAUUAUAUCGCUUUCUGAUCUAUUGACCUUUCUGGUGCUUCGGCCUGUGGGCAUGGAACAAAAGGACAUUAUGGCAACGUCAGUCACGGCCGUCAGUCAGAACAUCAACUGCUGCAAAGUGGUCUUGGAAGAGACUGCAGAAGAGGUCGCUCUGAGUGACAGUCAAAGUAGCUCCGGUGGCAGCUCGGCUGCCGAUCUCACCGCCCAAGACCGAGCCCAACUUGGCCCUGACGGACUGGCAGGCUUUUUGGAAGAGACAAAUCAACUGACCACUUCCUCUACCGGUUCAUCCUCUGCUACCUCAUCCUCAUCGAUGCUCGACGGCGAUCGUUCAACAAAUCCUUCUCCGGCUGCAUCGACAGCCAAAAAUCUGUCAAACCUGAUUGCAACAACGAGCGCCAAACAAACAUUGAUUGCACCACUGCAGUGA
Messenger RNA from Rhagoletis zephyria (snowberry fruit fly), 1407 nucleotides. Lineage: Eukaryota; Metazoa; Arthropoda; Insecta; Diptera; Tephritidae. The record is from RefSeq and is a predicted model, not a curated record.